This is a messenger RNA of Symbiodinium sp. CCMP2456, 3282 nucleotides long. NCBI's taxonomy places the organism in Eukaryota, Dinophyceae, Suessiales, Symbiodiniaceae. The record is from the annotation of a GenBank genome assembly.
GAGCUGGCCACUACAGAUGGCAACAAGGCACGAGAGAAGGAGUUCAGAGCAGAUGCCCAGAAGCCACUCGACACGCCGCGGACCCGCGAGGCUUGUCGCCGCUUGGGCCUCGUGCCCGAAGACCUCCAGAUUCGUAGCUUCGAGUCCUUCGCUAUUCCAGGGGACCUGAAGGAAAAGCAUCAGCUCCGCUUCGAGCACUACGAGAAGAAGCGGAAGGAGCGCUUCUCACAGGUCUUGGCAGAACGUGCGAAGGUGAUUGCAGAAAACUCCAAGAAGGGAGACAUCCCCGGGGUGCAGAGCGCGCAGUUCCUGUCGAUGUUGGAGUCGCUCUUUGAAAAAGAAGCUCGCCGGAUGGAGAUUGACAUGAAGGGCCAGCUUCGCCAGCACAGCUCGCUCGUGAAGGACAACGAGGACCAGCUGAAAAAAGAAGGCCAGCUUCAAGAGAAGCUGAUGGACCUUGAUCGAAAGAGGGAAGUGGCUUCGAAGCAGUUCGAAGAGAAGGGCAAGAUCACGAAGGAGAGCUUGGACAAGCGUCUCGCAAUCAACAAGGAGACUGUUGCGAAGCUGGAUGAGGAACAUAAGAAGAAGCAGGCGAGCUAUUCAGACGAGAUGGUUGCCGAAAAAGAAAGGCUGGAGAGGUUCAUGGAAGAGCGGAAGCUCGCCACUUCAGAACGUAGCAACGUCUUCCGAGAGAGAGUGGCGCAGAUGAAGGAGAAGAACGAGAUCCUGCAAGAGGAAAGGCGCCUCGAAGGAGAGAAGCAGCUGGAGAGGAUACAGGAGCGCAUCGACACCGUGUCGCGGCGGAGGGAAGACGAGCAGAAAAACCGGCAAGUUCGAAGCGAGGAGCAGCACCUGCAUCUCAUGGACGUCCGCGAAGCCAAGAGCCGCAUUGACCGUGUGGACGGCUACAGGCGGGACGAGCUUCGCGAGCAGAUCGACAGCAACAUUGAGCGGAUCGAGACGCUGUUGGCUCUGAAGGAUCAGCUGCUGGAUCAGCGCAAGGGCCGCAACACGAAAGUGGAGAGCACGAAAGGAUCUCGUGGUCUCAGCUUGAAGCGCGACGUCCAACCCGGCCCUGGCACCUACGAGGCCCCGCCGACCUGUCUCCACGAGCUCCCAGCGGCGAGGAUCGGGAAGUCCAAGGUUCCUGGUUUGGUCGACGAUGCCAUCCGGGGUACGAAGCACAACCCUGCUCCUGGAAGUUACGACACCAUCCUCCUGCCGAAUGGCGACAAGCUCAACCAGCCUAGCGGAGGAGAGUUCAACAAGCGCAACCGCGACUCCUUCCUGGACGAAGUGAGGCGGAUCAAGGCUGAUGUGCCUGCUCCCGGAUCUUAUGCAGCCAAGAGCGAGCUGGACGGCCGCGCCGUGAGGAUGUCGCGCGAGCGCAUCGUUGGCGAGAACCUGGAUAAGCAUUCUGCGAAGAGGUUCCCAAUUUGGGCGCGGCCUUCGACUGACACUCCGGGUCCUGCGGGCUACAGUGUGGAUGACUACACACGCAAGGAGGCCUGCCCGGCAAAGUUGAAGGCUAAAGACGAAGGCCUAGGCCUAGGCCAUCCAAAGUUCACAUGUCCGGAGUUUUCCGGGUCAUGGAACAUGCCCCAAUUGUGGAGGGCGCAUCCCUUUGUCAUUACGGUGUCUUCCUGCGGGCAGUCUUCUCCACCAGGCUUUGCAUCGCCGAUGGGUUUGCAGAAAGUGUGGCCGAAGGAGGAAACUCACUUGCUGUCGGUGAGCCCCUUCCCACUAACCGUGCAGAAGCAGAUGAACUACUAUCGCCGUUCUCAGCCUCAGGCCCUGCACGUUCUGGCAGCCUUGCUUAGAGAAAGCUUCAAGGUUUCCAGGCUCGCUAGGAGUGCCGGCGAAGCGAGGGAUGGAGCCUUCUGGGGCCUAGUUAGUGAAGGCAAAAUUAUCCGAGCUGCUGGUUGCUCCGACCUGGCCGUCAUCGUCAAAGGUCUGGGCCGCGAUGCUGGAGGUGGGGACGACGACGAGGACAGUGACAGCCAAGCACAAACCUUUCGAGAAGAGAUGCGGAGGCGCGCGGGCCUCCGGAGCCUUGAAGACAGCCGUCGGGAAGAGGUGGAGAUGAAGCGUCACGCUGUGCUGGAGCGAGUCCGCAAGAACCCUCGUGAGCGGAAAGGCGAUCCACUGGAGCUGCUGCGCCCAGGGGCCUCUCUUCACGACCGGGUCGUGGUGGCAAUGUCGACAGGCCUCGAACCCCAGGACACCGCCUUCGACGUGAAGUCGGUCCACGUGGUAGGCUUGCCAAGCCUCGAGUCCAUCGGGGAUGAGAACUUUGCGAGUAUCCGAUCGGAGCGAGCUCGCUUGCCGAGUUGGCAGCGUCCGAAUCAGGACGAAGCCUUCUUCGUCGAGCUGAAGGAUGGCUACCGCGUUUGUGCCGUCGUCGAUGGCCACGGGGCGGAGGGCCACCGUGCUGCAGCAGCAGUCCGGGACUUCCUCCUGCGCCGACUAGUUGCUUCCCUACCAGCGACACGGUCGUCCAAUGUCGACGAGCACAGGAUCCGGAUCCAUGGCAUGCUUCUCAAGGCGAUAGAGGACGCGAAUCAUGCGCUUUUCUCGGGUGAAGAGGCUGUAGAUGCCAGAGCCAGCGGCGCGACAGCCUGCGUGGUGGUGUACGACAUGAAGAAGAGGUGGUUGUUCACCAGCUGGGUCGGUGACUGCCGCUGCGUGGUCGGUGAAUACGUGGAGGAAGGUGGAGCUUUGACAGAGGGCGGUCGCCGAACCUCUAUCGGAUCGGAGGGCCACUCUAGCGAAGGCAACUCCAGCAAGAGGCGGCGGGGGCGGGGGCUGAACAAGACCACCGUCAGCGCAGUCAGGCUGUCUGAGGACCACACUCUCUCCGAUGCCAACGAACGCGUGCGCAUUGCGCAGUUCAGCGCCACUAUCACCAACGGCCCGCUCGGUCUAGACGAGGUCUACCUGUCCGGGCACAAGUUCCCGGGAGUCCACUGCAGCCGUUGCCUGGGCAAUCUCGUUGCGAAACAGGUUGGAAUCACGGCCCAGCCAGAGGUGAACGAUCGCCCGGUGGAGCAGAACUACGGGGAUAACAGCAUCCGCGUCAAGUUCGUAAUCCUGGGCACCGAUGGUUUGUGGAUGUUCCUCAAAGACCAGGUUGCCGUCGACCGCAUCAAGCGGGCGGGCAAGUCCAACGUCCAAUAUGCUGCAACUGCCCUUGUCCACCAGUCGCGUGGCAACUGGGAUGCGAUGCAAGAGCGCCUCUGCGAUUUCGUUGACGACAUCACGGCGGUGGUCUUUUGGCUCUGA